UGCGCUGAGAGAGAAUACAAGUAAACGAUCUCUCAAAAGCCGUACACGUCACCUCUCAAAUGCCAGUUUCCAAUUCCUUCUAAACUCUUUCCCUAUAAAAAUUCCCAAAUUUUCAUCACUCUCACCUCCAAACAAAAUGCGCGUGAGCAACAAUCUGGUGGGAAUUCUGAACCUGGUGACGCUGCUGCUCUCGAUUCCGAUAAUCGGCGGCGGGAUAUGGCUCUCCAAGCAGGCGGACACCGAGUGUGAGCGCUUCCUCGACAAGCCGGUGAUCGUGCUCGGGGUUUUCGUACUGCUCGUUUCGAUCGCCGGGCUGGUGGGGUCGUGCUGCCGCGUGACGUGGCUGCUGUGGGUGUACCUGCUGGUGAUGUUCCUCCUCAUCCUCCUGCUCUUCUGCUUCACGAUCUUCGCCUUCGUCGUCACCAACAAAGGCGCCGGCGAAGCCCUCUCCGAUAAAGGAUACAAGGAGUAUCGCCUCGGCGAUUACUCCAAUUGGCUGCAGGAUCGAGUCAACGGCAAUUGGGGGAAGAUCCGGAGCUGUUUGGAGGAUAGCAAAAUUUGCCAGAAGCUGCUCACCGAUAGCUCAACUCCUGCUGCGGAUUUCUACAAGGAGCAUCUCUCUUCGCUUCAGUCGGGAUGCUGCAAGCCGUCGAACGACUGUAACUUCCAGUACAUCAGCCCGACAAAUUGGACAGCGGGCACGACCCCGGCAUCAGGGAAUCCAGACUGCGGGAGAUGGAGUAACGAUGCGAAUAAGCUGUGCUACGAGUGCAACUCGUGCAAGGCGGGGCUGCUGGAUAACAUAAAGAGUGAUUGGAAGAGGGUGGCAGUGAUCAACAUAGUGUUCCUGGUGUUUCUGGUGAUUGUCUACACGGUGGGAUGCUGCGCCUUCAGGAACAACAGGGAAUACUAUUCUUAUAAAUGAUAUCUUAAAAACUAGAAACAAACAAACAUAUCAUCUGGCUUUGUAUUAACAAACAUAUCAUCUGGCUGGCUUUGUAUUCUUGGUUUUAUUAGGUGUGCAGUGUAGUGCAUUUUUUCUUUCUUUUUUUUCUUUUGGUUUCCUUGUUAGACUUGUAUUAUUCUAUUACUCCUUACAUAUUGUGCACAUUUCAUUCUAUAUAAAUCUAGUUUUGUGAA
Molecule: messenger RNA, 1140 nt
Organism: Salvia splendens (bonfire salvia)
Lineage: Eukaryota; Viridiplantae; Streptophyta; Magnoliopsida; Lamiales; Lamiaceae
Product: tetraspanin-8
Exons: 2
Coding region: 137-925 (262 amino acids)
Biological process (GO): auxin-activated signaling pathway
Cellular component (GO): membrane
Source: RefSeq, a predicted model, not a curated record